Exophiala aquamarina CBS 119918 is the source of this 2445-nucleotide messenger RNA. RefSeq lists its product as uncharacterized. The record is from RefSeq and is a predicted model, not a curated record. The transcript has a single exon. The coding region runs from base 1 to 2445 and encodes 814 amino acids. Gene Ontology annotation, cellular component: nucleus. Lineage: Eukaryota; Fungi; Ascomycota; Eurotiomycetes; Chaetothyriales; Herpotrichiellaceae.
AUGGCUUCAUAUUCCUCCGAGGAUGAAUUCCCGGAGCUGAGUGCCAUCCUCGCCCCGAAACCUUUGAUGGCAACCAGCACGAACUCCAAUCUCCGGAGGUCACCUAGGAAGAAGGGAACUGUGGCUGAAUUUUCCUCUGGCUCACCAGAGAAGAAGAAACAACCAUGCAAUCUUGGCCCUGUCAAGUCUGCCAGCCCAGCAUCAGUGCAGCCGACGACAACAAGAGGGGCCUCUCCGACGAAUGCCGCGAAUCUGCAGCCGCCAGUGCCAGUACCUGGUGUAUCCAGGAGAGCAGUAUUUACAGAAAUACAUUUGUCCUCGAAUAAUCGACAAUCACCAGCAAGAGAGAAUCGCCCGUUGAGAAUCCCACACGUGGACUCACUACUCUUGCCUCGAUCAGCCAUAGCCAAGCAAGAGCAGCUUCCGCCUUCGUCAAGGCCAACUGCAGCACAAUCCAAAGUCGGAAGCUGCCGAAUAUUCAGUAACGGGGAACAGUCCAUGAUGUCUCUCAUGACGGAGGCGGCACGGAAAUCCGAGGUUAGACAGAGUCCACGCAAGAAGACUCAAAUGUCGAGUUACACGAGCAGGUUCGUUUUGAAGGAGGCACACUGCAACGAUGACGAAGAUUCCGUGGACGGUGAUGAUGACGACGAUGAAGAAGACACUGAUCUUAGUGGAUUCAUUGUUGAUGAUGAUGCUGAACUGAGUUAUCAUGAUUCUUCUGCCUCGGAGUCCGAAGACGAGGCCAAGAUCAGGAAUCCAACUCCAUCGGUUGCGCCACCGAGGAGAAGGCUUAUUCGCGGCUCUCCUACGAGAAGACGUCUGAGCUUUUUGAGCAUUGAUGAUGAUUCGGACAAAGAGAAAACGGAAAGUUCUACAGAUCGGCUCGCCGAUGCGUUCCAAAAUUUGGAUGUACAUGAGGACAGCUCGAGGGCUGCGAAAAGUACGGAUGUCCAAGUCAUUGAUCUGACUUCGUCCCCAAACAUUUCCCCCAAGUUUGACCCAAGCACACGAUCUCGACAACCGAUCUUGAAUCCCCAUUCAUCCGACACCAUCAAACCCGCGAAUACUGUGCCUAGCUUCCUAAGUCCGUUUGAAGAUUUCGAAACUGUUCUAAAGCUUGCUCCACCUGUUUCACAAACAUCAGCCACUCCUCCUUCGAAGAUGCGGCCUUCACAGUCCCACGAGGCUGUACGGACAGGUGAUGUCGAAGACGAGUUGAGUGAUGAUAAUCACAAUAAAUUUAGAACUCCGCCUAAGACUCCACCCAAAUCGAAAAUUCAUUCACCUUCAAAGCUGCUGUCUCCUUCAAAGCGGCAGUACGUCCCUCGCUCACCCCAUCGGCCCAGCAUGGAUACAUUUUGGGAUCAGAAUGUAAUCAAUGACUGGAACGAUGAGUUCUUGCCCAAGAUGUCCCCAGCAAAAUCUCCCAGGAAGGGACUGGCUCGAUUCCAAAUAUACUCUGACUCUGAGGACGAUAAUGAUAACUCAGCAAGCAUCAGCAGCAACUCACUUCCAAGUCCAUACUAUUCACCUCGGAAAUCGAAGUCGAGAUCACUAUCGCCGUUGAAGAGCCCUGAGAAAGAGGAGAAGAGGCGAUUGACGGAGCUGAAGAAAGCCGCGGCCGCGAAAAAGAAGGAAUUUGACGGUCGCAAGGAAAAGUUGGCUCUUGAUCUCUUGCACGAACUUGAUCGCAAGGUAGCUAAAUCCCAGCUCUUGAACCUGGCGUCCAGCACCGGCGGUGUCCAGAUCAUUUGGUCCAAAACCCUCAGAUCGACAGCCGGGCGCGCCAACUGGAGACGCACAGCAAGCAAAAUCUCCGGAUCGCCCAUCAAAGGAGGAGUCACAGAAGGACCAGGGGUGGAAAUUAAGCACUUCGCUAGUAUCGAGCUCGCCGAGAAGAUCAUCGACAGCGAAGACCGGCUGGUCAACACACUCGCGCACGAAUUCUGCCACCUGACGAACUUCAUGAUUAGCAACGUACGCGACCAGCCGCAUGGCGCGAGCUUCAAGUCCUGGGCCGCGAAAGUGACGAACCACCUGAGAAAGAGUGAGGUUGCAAUGUGGCGCAAGGUAGAGGUCACCACCAAGCACAACUACGCCAUCAACCAUAAGUACUUGUGGGUGUGCGCUGGUCGCGAGCAGACCAAGACGAUGGAAUUCUUGAAUAUCGACGAGGAUGAAGGCUGCGGGGCCGAGUAUGGCAGGCACAGCAGGAGUAUUGACACGGCAAAGCAUCGCUGUGGGAAGUGUAAGGGCAGACUCGUCCAGGUCCGUCCUAAGCCCCGAGCCCCUGUUAGCCCAAGAAAGCAGCUCCGAGACAGAGAGGUUUCCGGCGCACGCAGCAGUUCUGGAGGUCGCACAGCGAGCAGCAGCAGCAGCAGCAGCAGUCAGAAUACCACUGCCUCUUCCCUUGUUGGGUACCUUGUCGAUUUAAGUGACUGA